This is a messenger RNA of Ochotona curzoniae (black-lipped pika), 1830 nucleotides long. Its product is annotated as programmed cell death protein 7. The coding region runs from base 185 to 1657 and encodes 490 amino acids. Lineage: Eukaryota; Metazoa; Chordata; Mammalia; Lagomorpha; Ochotonidae. The record is from RefSeq and is a predicted model, not a curated record. The transcript has 5 exons.
GAACCACGCUCAAUACCGACAGUAAUUACAAACCAAAAGCUAGAAGGCGGAACGAAGACCACCCCCUUGCCAGACUUUCCGGGGGAACUCGGCGCGCCGGCGUCGCGCGUCCGAGGACGUCACUUCCGCCCGGAAGACUCACCCUGGAAACAACUCCUGUCACUUGAGCAUCUCCGUGGCCAGCAUGGCCCUGCCGCCCUUCUUCGCCCCGGGCCGCCCGGGCCCGCCUCCUCCGCAGCAGCCGCCUCCUGCGCCGUUCGGCUGCCCGCCACCGCCGCUGCCUUCCCCGGCUUUCCCGCCGCCUCUGCCCCAGCGGCCCGGCCCUUUUCCGGGAGCCUCUGCCCCUUUCCUCCAGCCUCCCCUGGCUUUGCAGCCCCGGGGUCCCGGGGACAUCUCCCGCAGUGGCGGCGGCGGCAGCAGCAGCGGUGGCAGUGGUGCCUUCUACCCGGUGCCACCGCCGCCGCUCCCGCCGCCGCCGUCCCAGUGCCGGCCCUUCGCGGGCACCGAGGCCAGCGAGCGGCCGGGGCCACCGCCAGCAGGUCCGGGGCCGCCCUGGAGCCUGCGCUGGCCCGAGGCGCCGCCGCCGCCCGACGUGCUCGGGGACGUGGUGCUGCAGCGUCUGCGCGACCGGCAGUGGCUCGAGGCGGUGUUCGGGACCCCGCGGCGGACCAGCUGCCCGCUGCCCCAACGCUCGGCCCCCGGCCCCAGCCUCGGCGAAGUGCGCGGGAGGUUGCGCGGGGCUCUGCGCCUGGUGCGGCGGCUGCGGGAGCUGGGGCAAGCCCUGCGCGAGGCCGAAGCCGACGGCGCAGCCUGGGCCCUGCUGCACGUCCAGGCCGCGCCCCUGCGCGCCCAGCUAACCGAGCAGCUGCAACCGCUGACCCAGCCCGCCUACGUGGGUGAGGCGCUGCGGAGGCUGGAGAGGGUGAGGCGCCGCCGGCUGCGGCUUCGCGAGAAGACCCGGGAGCGCGAGGCCGAGCGGGAGGCCGAGGCCGCCCGAGCAGCGGAACGCGAGCAGGAGAUUGAUCGCUGGAGAGUCAAGUGCGUGCAGGAGGUGGAAGAGAAGAAGCGGGAGCAGGAACUCAAAGCUGCUGCUGAUGGCGUCUUAUCUGAAGUGAGGAAGAAACAAGCAGACACCAAGAGGAUGGUGGAUAUUCUCCGGGCUUUGGAAAAGCUGAGGAAACUGAGGAAGGAGGCCGCAGCCAGGAAAGGAGUGUGCCCGCCAGCCUCAGCAGAUGAGGCUUUUGAACAUCAUCUUCAGCGCCUGAGAAAACUCAUCAAGAAACGCUCUGAGCUCUAUGAGGCUGAAGAGAGAGCCCUCAGAGUUAUGCUGGAGGGAGAGCAAGAAGAAGAGAGGAAAAGAGAAUUGGAAAAGAAACAAAGGAAAGAAAAAGAGAAGAUUUUGCUUCAAAGACGUGAAAUUGAGUCCAAGUUGUUUGGGGAUCCGGACGAGUUCCCGCUGGCUCACCUGCUGCAGCCUUUCCGACAAUAUUACCUCCAGGCUGAGCACUCCCUCCCGGCUCUCAUCCGGAUCAGGCACGAUUGGGAUCAGUACUUGGUGCCGUCCGACCAUCCCAAAGGCCACUCUGUUCCCCAAGGAUGGGUCCUGCCCCCGCUCCCCAGCAACGACAUCUGGGCAACAGCCGUUAAGCUGCCCUAGUCAAGAUGCUCCAGGAGUGUGGUCCAGCCCUGGCUCAUUCCAGCUCUGGAUGCUUACUAAGCUUGCCAUCUUCUUAUGCCGUAGACUCAGCUGCAACUUCUGAAUCCCACGUGGCAUGGCCUUACAUGAAGUUCAGUUUCCCCUCUGUGCUCUGUCCUUGCCAGAGGUGCCUC